Messenger RNA from Drosophila mojavensis, 3374 nucleotides. It is a transcript of the gene sbr, whose product is annotated as nuclear RNA export factor 1. Bases 355 to 2382 code for a protein of 675 amino acids. Gene Ontology annotation, molecular function: protein binding; RNA binding. Gene Ontology annotation, cellular component: cytoplasm; nucleus. NCBI's taxonomy places the organism in Eukaryota, Metazoa, Arthropoda, Insecta, Diptera, Drosophilidae. Gene Ontology annotation, biological process: poly(A)+ mRNA export from nucleus. The transcript has 10 exons. The record is from RefSeq and is a predicted model, not a curated record.
CAAAUACAAAUACAUAUUUUGAGAGUUUCAUAAAAUUGCGUUGCAAAUUCGCGCUCUUUAAUUUUAUUUAUUUUUGUCGUGCAAUAUUAAUUGCUAGCAACGGCCCGCGUACGUAUGGUACGGACUCUCUUUUUUGUUGUGUUUAUCGUGCUGUGAGCUUUGCAUAUUUGCACAUAUCGACGGACAAUCGAAGUAACUAAUACAACAACAAAACCAAGAACAGCAACAACAGUUGCAACGUGUGUGCACGCAAAAAAAGACCUUGUUUAUUAUUUUUAAGACUGGUAAUAUUCGCUCUACACCCCCCCCAAUAUCUUGUGUGUUUGUGUGGGAGUGUGAGCGUGAGUGUGCGAAAUGCCUAAGCGCGGCGGUGGCGGCGGCAGUCAACGUUAUAACAACAAUGCUGGCAAUGGAAGCGGCAGCGGGGGCGGCGGCAGUGGUGGAUCACGUUUUUCUGCUUUGAAAGAUUAUGAUGAUGAUGAUCAUCAGCGUCGCAAGGAUCGCAACAAGCGCCGCGUCAGCUUCAAGACAUCACAGUUUCCACACAAAAGUGAUGUGAAGCUACGCUUACAGGAUGUCCGUCGCUGGGACGAGGACGAUGAUAUGAGCGAAAUGACAACCACUAUCAAGGAUCGCCCAAGCUCGCGUCGUCGCGGCUCACCAAUUCCACGUGGUAAAUUUGGCAAACUAGUGCCCAAUGGUGCUGGCUGGUAUCAAGUGACCAUACAAAAUGGCCAGAUCUAUGAGAAGGAGACGCUGCUGCGUGCUCUACUGGCUGCUAUGUCGCCGCACGUUUUCAUCCCUCAAUAUUGGCGUACGGAGCGCCACUGCGUCAUCUUCUUCACGGAUGACUUUGAGGUGGCUGAGCGCAUACAGCAGCUGGGAAGGCACGCACAGUUGCCGGAUGGCUUUCGACUGAUGCCACGCGUGCGCAGCGGCGUGCCCUUGGUUACCAUUGACGAGGACUUCAAGGCCAAAAUGAAGGCGGUGAUGGCCAAGCGCUACAAUUUACAGACCAAGGCACUGGAUCUGUCCCGUUUCCAUGCCGAUCAAGAUCUGAAGCCGUUCUUUUGUCCACUGUUCCGGGUGAAUGUGAUGAGCGCAGCACUGGACAUCAUUUGCGAUAAUAUACCCGAUCUGGAGGCAAUCAAUCUCAAUGAUAACAAUAUGUCCACCAUGGAAUCGUUCAAGGGCGCCGACAAGCGCUUGCCGCAUCUCAAGAUCCUUUAUCUAGGCGACAACAAUCUACCGUCGCUGGCUCAUCUUUUGGUCUUUCGCAAUUUGCCGAUUAUUGAGUUGGUCUUGCGCAAUAAUCCAUGCCGUUUGCGCUACAAGGAUCCACAGCAAUUUGUCAGUGAAGUACGCCGUAAAUUCCCAAAAAUCCUGAAACUGGAUGGGGAAACGCUGCCGCCGCAGGUCCAUUUCGAUUUGAACGAAUCGUCGGUGCUGCCACCGGCCAAGGCAUCCUUCUUAUGCGACAGCGCUGGCGCCGAUGUGGUGCGCCAAUUCCUGGAUCAAUACUUUAGCAUUUUCGAUUCGGAUAAUCGCCAGCCGCUGCUGGAUGCGUAUCACGAGCAUGCAAUGCUCUCGAUAUCGAUGCCCUCGGUCAGCCAGUCGGGCAGUAGACUGAAUAACUUCUGGAAAUUCAAUCGCAAUCUACGACGCCUAAACAGCGAACGUGAAGAUUUACGCAUACGCCUUUUGAAGAGCGGACGACUUGCCUGUGUGUCCACACUGGACGAAUGGCCACGUACACUGCACGAACGUCGCACUUUCACGGUCGACCUGACCAUAUACAAUCCCCAAAUGAUGUUAUUCACGGUGACCGGAUUGUUCAAGGAGCUAACUGGCGAUACGAGCGCUGGUACGCCCAGCAACAUGCAGGCCUACGAGCUGCGCCACUUUAUGCGCACCUUUGUGGUGGUGCCACAGAACUCGGGCUUUUGCAUUCGCAACGAGACGAUCUUCCUAAACAGUGCCACUUGCGAGCAGACACGCGAAUUCAAGCGCACACAGCAUCAGCCAGCGCCAGGCGCCGAUAUGGCCGUUGGCCUAACACCGAUCGGGGCAGCAGCCGUGGCCGAGGGAUCAAUACAGAAUCGUUUGCAACCGAGCCAGGCAGUGCCUGGCGCACCUGUUGCCCUGCUGGCAACACCGUCUCCAUCGAAUCCAACUGCCGUGCCCGCUGGCGGCAAUGCGGCUGCCCUCAACGAUGCCACCAAAAUGCAAAUGGUGCAAGCGAUGAGUGCACAAAGUCAAAUGAAUCUGGACUGGAGUCGCAAAUGCUUAGAGGAGACGAAUUGGGACUUCAACCAUGCCGCCUUUGUGUUCGAGAAACUGUUCAAGGAAAACAAAAUUCCGCCCGAGGCUUUCGUCAAAUAAGUAGCCCAAGAGAAUACACACGCACACGCACCUAUACACCUUCCCAAAACACCAACCAAUACAACACACCCACGCACAUAUAUGCAGUUUGAAUAGCAAUAAUAAUAUCCACAUCAUUUUAAGGAUAAGCCGGCCUAUAAUACCACACAAGAUUUGGGCAUGUUCAAGAAAAGCCCUCACACAAUAACACACAAGAUUAAAUUAGGGCAUUUUCCGUUUGUUAAUCAUUUCUCUUUCUUUUUUUUUUAUAUAUAUAUAUAUUUCUGUGUAAUUUACAUUUUAAGCUGAUAUACAGGAAUUCUAGCGAGGUUUCUGAAUGCUUGUGAAUUCUAUUAUAUCACAUGGAAUUGUUUGAUUGUUUCCAAUUUGUUAAUCUUUCCUAAAUUACACGAAUUAUUCAAGUGUAUUUAGAACAUUUACGAAAACUUUUCGAGAAUUGCUAAAAAUUAGAAGAUGUCAACACACACAUAUAUACACAUACACACACUUCUACAUAAAAUAUAAUUCUUAUAAAAAUAAACUUAGCUGCAUUGAAAAAAAAGAAUAAUAAUAAUAAUAAUAAUAAUAAUAAAGAAAUGAGAGCAACAAUUUUCUUAGGUCCUUGUAAAAAGUUAUAGAAAAAUUUUUAUUUAUCGACUUUGGUCAUGCAACAAAAAAGAAGAAGAAAAGAGCGAAAGUUAUAAUUUUUGAUUUCGUUUUUUGCAAAUCUUUUUUUUUUUAACUAGAAGUUUAGUAAGUACAGAAACACGAUAUAUAUAAGCUGGUAGCAUUAAUAUACCAUAAUAUCUAUACAAAUAUAUAUAUAUAUAUGUAUAUGUAUGUUUAUAUAUAUAUAUAUAUUUGUAUAUAUAUGUAUAUGUCUAUAUAUAAAAGUCUCUUGAAUUAAAUGGCAAACCAGAGAAAACGUAUUAGCUUGUAAGCGUAAAACUUUAGUCUAAAUCAUUCUUAAUUAUAAAUCGUCUAAGAAAUAAAUAUACAUGUUUAUGUAAAAA